Molecule: messenger RNA, 5375 nt
Organism: Lates calcarifer (barramundi perch)
Lineage: Eukaryota; Metazoa; Chordata; Actinopteri; Centropomidae
Product: multiple epidermal growth factor-like domains protein 11
Exons: 24
Coding region: 323-3472 (1049 amino acids)
Molecular function (GO): protein binding; scavenger receptor activity
Source: RefSeq, a predicted model, not a curated record
GAUUCAAGAUGGCCCCUAAUUAUUCACCUGUCCAUCGACUAGCGUGGCUUUUACUACUCCCUGUGCGUUCCCUGCAUCAGAAUUGCCAAAAGAAAAAUUGCUUCAGGAUCAAUGUAUUUUCGGUCCAAAACAGUUUCCAACUUUUACAUGGUGGCCGGAAAGAGCAAGGCGGCCAUUUUGCUCCGUCGGACAGGUGUCCUGAGGUCCAGUCCCACCUUCAUCACUCACUGGCAGCUUUUUCUUGUGACACAGUUCAGUUUCACGACAGAUUACGAUUCAUCGGGUGAGCUAGUUUUUGCUCCAGGACAUAGAGAGGAGGACAAUGGGGGCUGUUGGGGUCUCCCCCCAAGCCCUGCUGUGGCUCAACCUGUUCGGCUUGAUCUCUCUGGCGUCGCCCCUCAACCCGGAUGACCCCAAUGUGUGCAGCCACUGGGAGAGUUAUGCAGUGACUGUGCAAGAGUCUUACGCCCAUCCAUUUGACCAGGUCUACUACACCCGCUGCACCGACAUCCUUAACUGGUUCAAAUGCACCAGACACAGGAUCAGCUAUAAGACAGCCUACAGGAGAGGUGUAAGGACCAUGUACAGGCGGCGCUCUCAAUGCUGCCCAGGUUUCUAUGAAAGUGGAGACCUGUGUGUUCCGUUGUGUACCGAGGAAUGUGCCCAUGGACGCUGUGUCUCUCCUGACACCUGCCAGUGUGAGCCUGGCUGGGGAGGACUGGACUGCUCCAGUGGCUGUGAGAGUGACUUCUGGGGUCCCCACUGCACAAACCGCUGUCAGUGCCGGAAUGGUGCCAAAUGUAACCCGAUAACUGGAGCCUGCGUCUGCACCGACGGCUACCAGGGCUGGCGCUGUGAGGAGCCCUGUGACCCCAACUUCUACGGCAAAGACUGCCUGCUGGAGUGCCAGUGCCUCAAUGGUGCCACCUGUCAUCAUCAGACUGGCGAGUGCCUCUGCGCACCUGGAUACACUGGGGCCUUCUGUGAGGAGCCUUGUCCUCCUGGUAAACAUGGCUCCCUGUGUGAACAGCGCUGCCCCUGUCAGAACGGAGGGACGUGCCAUCAUGUCACUGGAGAGUGCUCGUGCCCCCCUGGCUGGGUGGGCCCAGUGUGCGCACAGCCAUGUCCAUUCGGGUCAUUCGGCAUUAAUUGCUCCCAGGAGUGCACGUGCCGUAAUGGAGGCCUGUGCGACCACAUCAGCGGCCAGUGUCAGUGCACAGCUGGCUACAUUGGAGAGAGAUGCCAGGAUGAAUGCCCAGUCGGCACUUAUGGGCCACAGUGUGCCCACAAGUGUGACUGCCAGAACGGGGCCAAGUGCUACCACAUCAACGGAGCUUGCCUGUGCAACGAGGGCUUUAAGGGCCCCAGCUGCCAGGACCGCUUCUGUCCCACCGGCCUGUACGGACUCAUCUGCGAUAAAUACUGCCCCUGCAAAGCUGCGAACACACUCAGCUGUCACCCUUUGUCGGGAGAGUGCACCUGUGUGGCGGGAUGGGCGGGGCUUUACUGCAACGAGACCUGUCCGGCAGGGUACUAUGGCGAGGGCUGCAGAGAGCUGUGUGCCUGCGCUAACGGAGCCGACUGCGACGGCACCACUGGAGCUUGUAUGUGUGCACCAGGAUAUAUAGGUGAUGACUGCUCCAUCAGCUGUCCUGCGGGUCUGUAUGGGACCAAUUGUACCUCCUCAUGCUCCUGCCGCAACGAGAUCUCCUGCUCACACAUCGACGGCUCCUGCAUCUGCAGAGAAGGCUGGCAGGGUGUGGACUGCUCCAUCCCGUGCUCCAGUGGUACCUGGGGACUGAGCUGCAAUCAGACGUGUCAGUGUGCCAACGGGGCGGCAUGCGACCCCAUCAAUGGAACCUGCACCUGCUCCCCAGGCUGGAGGGAUGAAUACUGCGACAUACCAUGUCCUGAGGGAUCAUAUGGGCUGGACUGCAGAGAGAGAUGUGACUGUGUCAACUCUGAUGGCUGUGAUCCAGUGACCGGCUUCUGUCGCUGUCUCGCAGGUUGGACAGGUGUCCAUUGCGACAGUGUGUGUGAGGAGGGACGCUGGGGACCCAACUGCUCCUACAGCUGCACCUGUGAGAAUGGAGGAUCCUGCUCCCCAGAGGACGGCACCUGUGUGUGCACUCCAGGCUACCGCGGCACCAACUGCAGGCGAACCUGUUCGCCUGGUUUCUACGGCCAUCGUUGCAGCCAGUCGUGUCCUCAGUGUAUCCACAGUGACGGUGCGUGCCACCAUGUCACCGGCCACUGUGAAUGUCUCUCUGGCUUCUUCGGCUCCCUCUGCAAUCAAGUGUGUCCCAGUGGAAAGUACGGUAAGGCCUGCGCAGAGUCAUGUUUGUGCACUAACAACGGCACGUGUAAUCCCAUCGACGGCUCCUGUCAGUGCUACCCCGGAUGGAUCGGCGAGGACUGCUCCAAACCGUGUCCUCAGGGCUCAUGGGGCCCAGACUGCAUCCAUACAUGUAACUGUCACAAUGGAGCCCAGUGCAGCGCCACAGACGGAGAGUGUAACUGCAGCCCCGGAUGGACGGGACUCUACUGUACUCAGCGUUGUCCGACAGGUUUCUACGGCUCUCAGUGUGCUGAAGUGUGUCGCUGUCAGAACGGGGCAGACUGCGACCACAUCACCGGACAGUGUUCGUGCAGAACCGGCUUCAUUGGACAGAGCUGUGAACUCAAGUGUCCUGCAGGGACGUUUGGCUAUGGCUGCCAACAGCUGUGUGAGUGCAUGAAUAACGCUACCUGUGACUACGUGACGGGAACCUGCUACUGCAGCAUCGGCUUCAAAGGCAUCCGCUGUGACCAGGCGGCUCUGAUGAUGGAGGAGCUGAACCCCUACACCAAAAUCAGCCCGGCGCUGGCGUCAGAACGACAGUCGGCCGGUGCCGUCCUGGGCAUCAUCUUCCUCCUCCUGCUCAUCAUGGCCAUGCUCGGACUGGUGGUCUGGUUCCGUUAUCGGCAGAGAGAGAAGGGCCAUCACGUGCCGAACGUCACCUACACACCCGCCCUGCACAUCAACUCCACCGACUACUCCCUCUCAGACUACAUGAAAGGCUCUUUGUCCAGCACUUGCUCCCUCAACAGUGAAAACCCAUACGCCACCAUCAACGACCCUCCUGGUCUGUGUAAACACUCGGAGAGCAGCUACGUGGAGAUGAAAUCGCCAGCUCGCCACGAACACAUGGCGCACUGCUGCUCCGCCGCCAUCAUCACCACCACGACCACCACCACAGCACCCGCCAAGAACGUCUAUGACAUGGAGCCAACCAUCAGCAUCGUCCAGGGAGCUGGCGGCGUGGUGGUUCCCAGUUACCCUCAGGACCCGUACGACCUGCCCAGGAACAGCCACAUCCCGAGCCACUACGACCUGCUGCCUGUUCGCCCCAGCCCCUCUCACAGCCACAGCCUCACAAUGCACAGCCACAGCCCCCCGCUGCCUGGCAGCCCCACCAGCUCCCUCCUCUAGACCCCACCCCCAACACCCAGACUGGACGCUGGACCAGUGCUCCCAGUUCAUCCAGAACCAGGAAACUGUGAACUGGGACAUAACAGGAAAAGAUCUGUUGUUUUUUAAUUGGUAAGUGCAAAUGGACAUUCAGAGGAGAAAGGACAUGUUUUGUUGGGACUAAUAAUUAUUUCUUUUUUCUCUUUGUGUGUAUGGGGUGUGUGUGUGUGUAUGUGUGUGUGUGUAUGGUGUGUGUGGAAGGAGGUGGGACUCUCCUUGCAGUGCCCAGACCAUUGCACUGCUAUUUGAUAUUUUAUCACUGUAUUAUAUCCAGACUGUUUGAGCUGUUCUUGUGCCAGUCAAUACUACAUAUUUGUGUUGUAUUGUAAAUUCUCCCUCGUCAGCGAAUGCGUCAACAGAGGGAAUAUACACGUACAUAUGCACAUAAGUGUGCCCUUUUUCCGGUAUGCUGAUCUCCUCGUCAUUUUUGAUAAAAUCAGUGGAAAGUCAAGGACGUUAAGCAAAAGAAAAACAAAGAGUUAUUCAUGUAAAUUUAUCUAUUUCGUACAACUGGAGUUGUACUGGACAGUAAAUGUGUGUGUGCCAAGGACUAGACAGAGGCUGGUGUCACACCUGGACUGAGUGGAUCUGCCCAGCAUUUACAGUGAAGGAGUAUCAUACAGGAAUCAUAGCUCACACUGCAGACAAACUUGUACAGACAACUUUGAAGGAAAAGGCUUUUACUCCUCCAAUAUUCUCCCAAAAAAGGACUGAGAAAAAGGACAUAAAGAAAUGCGCAGUAACUGCAGUCAGAUUUACACAACCUGAAUAUUUCUGGUAUUUUUACACAUCGUUUCUUAUUUCCUGUUUACGUAUUUAAAGAUCCCACCAGGGAUCCAUAUUUUCUCUCGGAAAAGUUUAUCUUUUUUUAUGUACUGUAGACAGAGUGGUAUAUUGGAUGUACACUUGCUGUGCACUAGUAAUUAUUGUGAUUUUCUUUUAUUGUGUCAAGCUUAAUACACAUGCAUGCCAAAGAUUAUUCAAGAUAUAAUAGUUAGCCAGGAAUACCCUUAUAAUGUCCUUUUGUGCAAAUUGAUUAUUGUCAUCUGACUGUCUCAACAUGGAAACAGCUCCGAUUUGAAACAAGUUUUUUUGGAAAAGGCACUGAUGUGGAAGCACUUCCUGUAAAAAGGCCGAUGACUGUGAAAGAUUUGAAUUCCUCGAUUAGAGUUUUGUUCCCAGACAAUGAAAUGUGUUCCUAAUCUUGUUAUGGCAACUAUUUCUUACAUUAAAUAUGAAAUAGAGUCAUGAUGUACAAAAUCCUGCUUAAUUUUGCAGUGACACACACAGGUCAGUUUGGUUAAAAAUUCUGAUAUCUUGACAAGUAGCAAUAACAGGACAUGUUGACAAUCAGAUGCAAACAACUUGUUUUCCCACCUAUUUGAUUCCAUACUUUUGUUCCAUUUGCUCUAUAUUUAUCUUGCUUGUAUGUUUUUUCUUCAUCUCUGAUCCAAACAGUAGUUUCAGCUGCAGUAGAUGUAUCACGUGCUGCUUGUUGGGGGGGGUUGUUUGUUUGUUUUUAGCCCUAAACUAAUAAAGUUGUCAUAGCCCAGAGGAGUGGUGUGCUGUCUUGUUACACAGCAUCCAUCCAUCCAUUAUCUAUACCGCUUAUCCGUUAAGGGUCGGAGGGGGGCUACAUCCUGUACAGAUCACCAGUCCAUCGCAGGGCCAACACAUAUAGACAAACAACCAUUCACACUCACACCUGCGGGCAAUUUAGAGUCACCAAUUAACCUGCAUGUAUUUGGACGAUGGGAGGAAGCCGGAGUACCCGGAGAGAACCCACACAGGCAUAGGGAGAAUAUGCAAACUCCACACAGAGAAGCCCCGGGCUCAAACCCCGAACCUUCUUGCAGUGAGGCAA